Alternaria ventricosa is the source of this 1104-nucleotide messenger RNA. RefSeq lists its product as uncharacterized. NCBI's taxonomy places the organism in Eukaryota, Fungi, Ascomycota, Dothideomycetes, Pleosporales, Pleosporaceae. Gene Ontology annotation, molecular function: nucleotide binding. The coding region runs from base 1 to 1104 and encodes 367 amino acids. The record is from RefSeq and is a predicted model, not a curated record. The transcript is spliced from 3 exons.
AUGACCAACUCACAAAAGCGCAUCGGCCUCAUUGGCUUGUCCGCCAAAGGAUCCUGGGCAUCACGCUCCCACCUUCCGUACCUCCAACGCACUCCACGCUAUGCGAUCACUGCGCUUCAAAACAGCUCUCUCGCUUCAGCCCAGGCUUCCGCCAAACAGUACUCUCUAGACUCUGUAUCCACGCACGACUCUCCCAGCUCAGUCGCCCAAGACCCUAACGUAGACAUCAUUGCUGUUAGCGUCAAUGUACCCGAGCACUAUAAGUUAAUCCGCCCGGCUCUGGAAGCGGGAAAAGAUGUUUUCUGCGAGUGGCCUUUGGCUCGCAAUGAGAAAGAAGCAGAGGAAUUGACAGCGUUGGCUAAAGAGAAGGGUGUCAGGACUAUGGUGGGCUUACAGGCACGCCAGAACCCAUCGAUCUUGAAAGCGAAAGAGAUUGUUGACUCGGGGAAGCUGGGAAAGAUUUUGGGGACGACAAUGUUCGGCCAUGGCAUGAUAUUCGGCGGCAUAACCAUGCCCUCUUACUCAUACAUGCACCCAAUUGAGAACGGCGCGAACCUUCUCACUAUCCCCUUCGGUCACGCCGUAGACGCUCUCUGCUACGUCUUCUCGAGCGAAUUGCGAUCAGUCUCCGCUGUGCUGUCAAAUAGAUACCCAGAGCUUCAGCUCGUGGACGAGAACUACCAACCUCUCGGAGAAAAGAAGUCCAAAACCUCUCACGACUUCGUCUCCAUGACUGCAGAGCUCAUCAACGGCGGCGGAAACGUCGACGUGACCUAUGCGCCAGGUCUGUCACGCACUGGACGGGACUUUUACUGGGAGAUCAUCGGAUCCGAGGGUACGCUUGUACUUGAAGGACCGAAAAUGGGUGGGCAUGUGCAGAUGUUCCAGCCUACCGUCAAGAUCGCGCUAGGCCAAGAGGAGUUGAAAGAAGUUGAGGUAGAGAAGGCUGAGGACUUUUCGUUCAACGUGGGAAGGGCUUGGGAUGCGUGGGCUGGAGAGGGCAAGGGCAGUGUUACGACUUGGGAGGAUGCUGUUGUCAGGCACAAGAUGAUUGAGGCGAUUUAUAGGAGUGCGGAGAAGGGAACAAAGGAGAACUAUGUGUGA